Messenger RNA from Nakaseomyces glabratus, 1317 nucleotides. It is a transcript of the gene HPC2, whose product is annotated as Hpc2p. NCBI's taxonomy places the organism in Eukaryota, Fungi, Ascomycota, Saccharomycetes, Saccharomycetales, Saccharomycetaceae. The record is from RefSeq and is a predicted model, not a curated record.
AUGUCUAACCAAGAUUCCUUUGUUAGUGGAGUUGGCAAUGAAUCACACAAACGAUCAAAUGAAGUGAUAACCAUUGAUGAAGAUACAGAUGUUAAGAAGCCGAAAGUAAAUACCGGAGCGAAGAAGAUACCGAAUAUUGCAGAGGAACUGGCAAUGAAUAGGCAAAAUGUAAGAUCGAGUUCACUAUCACCGUUACUGAACUCUGAUAGUAGCAGUAAUGGGAGUGAUAAGACAAGCAAGUCAGAGUUGCCUAGGCCCAUGAUACCUGAAACCAAGCCAUUGCCUGUGGCUUCACUACUAUCAGGCCCUAACAACCAAAAAUUAAACUCAACUGAACCAAAAUCGAAUUCACCACAGUCACCAGGAAGUGUGUCAAUCCCAUCGUUAAAAAGAAACGACAGCGAGUCGAAAUUGAAUAAACUAAAGAUGAGAGCUCUCUUGAAGAACAAGAGCCCCGCCAAUGUACGAAAAUCACUGAGCUCCACUAGUGAGAAGUCAAGCACUGCUACCAAACUAGAUGAUACUGAAAUAUCAAACGCUGUUAAGCAAGAUAAUAAGACCUCAAAGGUAGAUAAAACUCCACAAGGUAAAAAGUUGGAAGGUACUUUUAAAUCUUCAUUAAAAUCAAAAUCUUUUACUGAGAUAGAUAGAAUAGGUAUUGUUAGUAAGGACAAGCAAUCUAAGAAGAAAGACAUGAAUGCAGUCACACCCAAACCGAGAAGUCCUAAAAGAGCACUUCCAACAACUAAGUCACCAAAUAUAAUGAGUGUUCUAGAAAAAGGUAAGACCGAUAUAAAAACUUUGUCAAGGCCAGAUAUUAUUAUUGAUGUACCACUAUCCCUAGAUGAUAGUAAUGCGUAUCUGUCAGAAGAUAAUCAGGUAAUAUUCAAUUUCCAAAAGCUAAUAGAUGAAAAGUAUGGCAUCAGUAAGAAGGCCAAAGUACCGAAAAAGAACUUAACUAUGAAUUUAUUACAAAACUUAUCAAAUAACAGAAGUGGAUCUACUUUAGAUGAUGAAAUUAAUCUCUCUGAUGAUGAGGACGAUUUUGAAGAAGAAGAAUCACAUAUACCAGUCAAGCCAGCUGUUCCUGUAAACGGUAAGAAACCCCAUCCGUCAAAAGGUAAGAACUUGAUUGGUAAAUAUGAUAUAGAGGAUCCAUUUAUUGAUGAUUCUGAGCUACAAUGGGAGGAAUAUAGAGCAGCAACAAGGGAUGGUUUUUUUGUUUUUUUUGGUCCUCUUGUCGAGAACGAAGAUAGCUCAGCCGAAGCUAAACUGGCCCCCUCAAAUAACAAAAAACUUGCUGGUAAGAAUAGGUAG